This is a messenger RNA of Archocentrus centrarchus (flier cichlid), 2517 nucleotides long. RefSeq lists its product as uncharacterized. The transcript has 4 exons. The record is from RefSeq and is a predicted model, not a curated record. The coding region runs from base 167 to 1408 and encodes 413 amino acids. NCBI's taxonomy places the organism in Eukaryota, Metazoa, Chordata, Actinopteri, Cichliformes, Cichlidae.
CGCGAUCACUCUGAGCGGAAGCGGAAUUAUUAGUUUCAAACGUGCAGGAUUGUCCUUCCGAGGAUGUGGUUCGAUGGGCUGGUCAUGCUGAUUACAUCAUCCUGACUGGGUCAAAUAAACACACAGAGGCACCGAUAACACUGAGCACACACAGACAGACUCAGCCAUGAUCCUGACGAGCCGCAGUUUGUGUCUUCCUUCUCGAGCCACCGUCCACGAGCUCUUCUCUGUGGCUCGAGAUGCCAGCAUCAUCCCUGAUAUCUCCUUGGAUCCUGUCCUCACCACGUUCCUGUCGCUGGACUCCCCAGCAGCGCUGCAACAUCACUACAACUUCUUACAGCGGAGCAUGAGCGGGGAGCAACAGACCUUGUUCAACCUGAACCUGACAGCGGAGCUGGGAGGCAGCAGGGUCACCUACGGAGGAGUAGGGGUUGUCGCUCUGGCUCUGUCCAUGCUUUUUGACCAGGUUGCCCAACAGGUCCGAGCACAAGGAUCCACAGAGGUUCGCGCCUCGGCUCAAAGAUCUUGGCCUAAGAGGAUAUUUGGCAUCAGCACCUCAUCGAGAAUCGGCUGGAUUGUCCACAGCUACCUCGGCCUCAUCCCCGGCAUCGCCAACAACCAAAAUCGGAUGGCUGAGACCACAGAGCUCUACGAUAACUGGCUGAAACUCGAGCUUCUCGACCAUUAUGAGAGGAUGACCACGAGGAAGAGAAUGAGUUCAGUGUCCAUGCAGCAGUGGCUGACAGGAGCUGCAUUUCACAUGCACGUGAGAAUCCACCAGGCCCGUCUACACUCUGUGCCGUUGGGAUCAGUUAAUUCGCUGCGAUUGUCUUAUAAGACGGGGUUAGGUCCCCUAAUUCGGGGCUAUACAGCCUAUCUACGCAAAAACAUCCAGGAGACUCCAGCUCCUGGUCCACAGAAACCAAGAACCAGUGCAGCCAGCAGACCGACACACACUAACUCAUCCCUUCUAGCCAAUAGGACGUGCUCCAGCAGUGUCCUUUUUAACGUUAGCCGGGAUGGUCCAAGUAAUGAAUCUGCCACACCCAGUUCACCUGCAGGGAUUACCAGAGGCUGUAACACUGAUGGACCAGGUGGAGACUUUGGAUCUAAUGUCCUAAGUGGAAGCAGCAAUACCACCAUGAGUAAGACACUCAAUGCUUCGUCCAGAUAUAACAGGGAGGAGGAAGGCAGCAUACUCGGACUGUUAGUCAUCGAGCCUUCGAGAAACGUGAGUCACAGCGUGCAGCAUCACCCCUGUGAGUCUGCAGCCAUACAAGAUGCUCUGUUGACUCGGAUUAUCAACGCCCAGGACCUGGAGAGGAACAGAAACUUUUUCCUGUACCCUGACAAAGUCUUUCAAUGCCUCCUCAAGCAGAGGGACGACUUUGAACUGAGGACAAAUUAGACACAGAAACAUAAACUAACAUAACAUUGUUACAGUCAAUCUGUCAUAAUUUACUUGUCUAUUAUUUAGGACACAAAUGAAAGUGCUCAAGCUUUUCAUUGAACCAUCAUCAUUUAUAGCAAGUAAUGUCAUUGUCAGACAUUUUUUGAUGUAUCUGUCCCAAAUUACAGCUCGUGAUUCACGUUUAAAGUAAGAAAGACCAGUGAAAAUUUCAGGCUUUUAUGUUUAAUAUUUUUGAGAUAUUCAUGUUCAAACAUGGUCUCAUAUUUCAAUUUGUGGGGUUAAAAAAAAAGGCCUGAAAAUCAGUGAACAAGCCUUAAAAAGAAAGAAAAGUAUGUAUAUGAAGCAAAUAUUUCACAUCAAUCAGUCAGCCAAUCAAUCAGAAACUUUGGAUCGUCAAAUUUUUAGACAAAUCAGAGCAGGUCGAGCAGAAAAUGUAGCAAAAACGUGAUGAUUUGAGAUGGAAGGACCCAAAUGUUAAAUUAUUCCUUUACGUCUUACUCACUGUUCUGCUUGUCUGGAACAAAUUAAACAGUCCUGUACUGAAUUCUUCUCUCAUGCAGGUUGUUCUAACUUUUUUAGAGAAGUGUUGAUUCAUUUCCAGGUGUCAUGGUCUCUGGUUUUGGUCACAGGGUUUUUGCAUUUAUGAAAUUUUUUGAGUUUCUUUUGGGAUUUAAUUGUUCCACUGUUUCGUAUUUUUAAAGGAUUUCACUCAAUAUUCUAAUAGUGAGUUUGAUUCCUUGUGAUUUUCUUGAGUCUUAGACGAGUUUCUGUGUUUUAGUUCAUGAUUUCAUUAUUAUCCUAAUAUGCUGUUUAAUUGUUCUGCUUCCUGUCUAGUCUUCAUUGGAAGCCCAGCUAUAAUUUACUGCUCUAGUUGCAGUUUUGAGUUCUUGACCUUUAUUUGGCUUCAGUUUCUAUUCUGAGUUCAUGUCUUUAGUCCCCUCAGAGUUUCCUUAUCUGUUCUUUCUGCUGCCUCAUCCUUCUGCUUUAUGUCUCUGUCCUCGUGUUAGUGUGACUCAUCUUACAUACAGAGACAAGCUGUGAAAUAACAGUUUAGCGAACUGAAACAAAAAUAAAAACUGGACUUUUAAUAAAGUUAAAUAAAUAUA